UAAUGAGAUUGGAUUCAUUAUUCGGAAUCAUGGUACAUUUCAUUAUAAAGAGUGGAGAAUGGUCCCAGAAGAUGUGAGAGCUCCAUUGCGACACUAUCUUUUGGAACAUUUUGACAUCAACUUGAAUGAUGAGACAGCUAAAAAAUGCAUUGAUGAGCAAAUGAGAAAAGCUUGGAAGGGUCAUAAGUACAAGCUGCACUUAUAUUUCAAAGAAAUUGGAGGAGAAAAUGAUCUUGAGAUGGCCAAGAGCAAACGUCAUCCAGACUUAAAAGAAGAACAUCAAGAAGAUUGGAUGAUUUUGUGUGAUCGUUGGUGUUCUCCUGAAUUUAAGGAAAGAGCAUUAAAGAAUACUACCAAUCGAUCAAAGAGGAAAUGGGAGUCGAAAAAUGGUUCAGUCUCCACACCACGACAUCACCUUCGACGUGGAAUGGUGUUAACUUCUCCUACCGGUCAAAUUGAGACAUGGCGUCUAAAGCAUUAUGAUGCUAAGAAAGGAUGGACUGGAAUAGAGCUCGGGCCAUUAUAUGAUAAAAUGAUGGAGUUAAGGGGUCAACAUCCUCCAGAAGAAUUGUCUGAUAAAGAGAUUAUGGAGCAUGUACUUGGACGUGAUUCGGUAUACUUGCGAGGGUGGGGGCGGUCUCCUAGUGUCACAACUUCUACUUCACAUCGUGAAAAUAUUGUGGGUAAUCAACCAACUUAUGAAGAGUUACUUGAAUGACUUAAUGAUACAACUUCCCGCCUUAAUGCUACUAACGAACAACGUAGUGUAGUUGUGGAUAUAUUUCAUCAUAACAAUUUGAUGGCACUGCCUCUACCACCUCCAACAGACCAAGCUUCAGAUGCAAAUUUAAGAGAGUCGCCAUCUAUUUCAUUUCGGGAGUCACAAGAUGAUUCUUAGUUUAUUUACAUUAAUUUACUAAGGAAUGAACUUUAUGAAGUUUUUUUUAUUUUGGUAGGGGUAACCUUAAAAUGAUAACUUUAUGACUUAUUUUAGUAUUGAACAUUAGAAAGA
Molecule: messenger RNA, 1012 nt
Organism: Humulus lupulus (European hop)
Lineage: Eukaryota; Viridiplantae; Streptophyta; Magnoliopsida; Rosales; Cannabaceae
Exons: 4
Coding region: 59-718 (219 amino acids)
Source: RefSeq, a predicted model, not a curated record